Molecule: messenger RNA, 3270 nt
Organism: Protomyces lactucae-debilis
Lineage: Eukaryota; Fungi; Ascomycota; Taphrinomycetes; Taphrinales; Protomycetaceae
Product: importin subunit beta-3
Exons: 2
Coding region: 1-3270 (1089 amino acids)
Biological process (GO): protein import into nucleus
Cellular component (GO): nucleus; cytoplasm
Molecular function (GO): nuclear import signal receptor activity
Source: RefSeq, a predicted model, not a curated record
AUGUCGAUGCAAGGAGAUGCAGCUCAUGCUCUCGUGGUGUUGCUUAGCGCACUCACGUCAACGAAUAAUCAGGAGCGUUCCGCCGCUGAAAAGUCGCUCAACGAAGACUGGAUUGCGCAACGACCCGGUAUGCUUCUUGCUGGGCUCGCAGAGCAGACCAAUGUAGCCUCUGAAGUAGCGCUACGAGCAUUUAGCGCCGUGCUUUUGAGAAGGAUAGCAGCCAAGGACGCUCCUAGCAGUCCCGAGGGUACGGAUGAUACAGUGUGGGAUGUCAUUGGUGAAACAGCGCAAAAUCAAGUCAAGCAGACACUGCUGGCCUCAUUUGUCAAGGAACAAGAGGCGACCGUUCGGCACAAGCUCGCUGACCUGAUCGCCGAAAUCAGUCAGUACACCGAAAGCUGGCCAGAAAUCCGACCAGUCUUGCUCGAAUGCUCGCGUGCCCCUGUGUCCAUGUUUCGCGAAUCAGCCUUCCGUGUGUUUGGCUCUGCCCCAGAAUUGCUUGGUGCCUCCUAUACUCCUCAACUCGGUGAAACUUUCCUCGGCGGUCUUCAGGACCCGGAUAAGAAAGUCCGGCUUGUUGCUGUUCAGGCUCUCAGCAUAUUCCUGAUUACUACGGUCGACCAGAGUAGAAAGGCUAUGGAACCACUGAUUCCUGCUCUCAUGAACGUCCUUCCACCCUUGCUCGAAGAUCUGGACUCGGAUGGCCUGACCCUUACGCUCAAUGCAUUGACGGAGCUCGUUGAAGCCUACCCAAAGCUUUUCCGCAACAUCUUUGCCAAUCUUGUCAACUUUGGCAUCGCAGUCAUUCGAAACAAGGAGCUGGAGCCUUCUGCGCGUCAAGCAGCCCUCGAGGUUCUAGUAAGCUUUGCGGAGGGAGCGCCUGGCAUGUGUCGCAAGGAUUCCAACUAUGCCAAUGACCUGGUUGUUGAGAUUCUCGCACUCAUGACUGAUCUCGGCGGCGAUGAUGAGACGCAAGAAUGGCUCGAUACAGAAGACUUGGACCUGGACGAGAGUGAUGCCAACCACAUGGCCGCUGAGCAGGCGUUGGACAGACUCGCACGAAAGCUUGGUGGCAAGACCAUUCUGCCGCCGGCGUUUCAGUGGCUGCCUAAAUUGGUGGCAUCUGAUGAUUGGAGGCAGAGGGUCGCUGCCCUCAUGGCACUUUCCGCCAUCGCUGAAGGUUGCGAGAAAAUCAUGCGCGAAGAGUUGGGUCGCGUUUUGGAUAUGGUGCUUCCGAGUCUGCAGGAUGUACACCCGAGAGUGCGUUGGGCUGCAUGCAAUGCUAUCGGCCAGAUGUCGACUGACUUCAUGGGCGACGUUCAAGAAAAAUUCAACGAUCGUGUCCUAGCAGGCCUCAUUCCUGCGCUUCAAGCCCCAGAGUCACGCGUCUCAGCGCAUGCGGCUGCUGCAUUCGUCAACUUUUGUGAGAGCGCGGAUGCCCUCAAGCUAGAGCCAUUCCUGGACCCGAUCCUCGAGCGACUUCUUGGGCUCUUGCAGCGACCUCAGAGAUACGUGCAAGAACAAGCUGUCACUACCAUUGCCACUGUUGCAGAUGCCGCAGAGAAGAAGUUUGCAAAGUACUACGAAACAAUCAUGCCUCUCCUUGUAAACGUUCUGCGUACCGGAACAGGCCAAGAAUACCGUCUACUCCGAGGGAAAGCUAUGGAGUGUGCAACCUUGAUUGCCCUCGCAGUAGGCAAAGAAACAUUUGCGCCACUGUCGCAAGAGCUCAUUCAAGCGCUCGGCGUCAUUCAGACCGAGGUCGUCUCCGCCGAUGACCCUCAAUCACAUUACUUGAUUUCUGCCUGGGGACGGUUGUGCAAAGUUAUGGGAGACGACUUCAAGCCUUACCUUCAAGCUGUCAUGCCACCGCUACUCAAGUCUGCCAAAUUGAAGCCAGACUUCAGAGUCAUCAAUGACGAGGACGAGAAAGAGGACUUUGCAGAGGAAGAAGGCUGGGAAUUCUUCCCCGUCAGAGGCCAGCACGUCGGCAUCAAGACCAGUACCUUGGAAGAAAAGAGCUCUGCUGUUGAGAUGCUCGUCCUUUACGCUGCCGAAUUGAAGGCCGCCUUCGAGCCAUACGCACAAGAAGUUCUCACCGAAAUCGCAUUGCCAGGCCUAUCGUUUUACUACCACGAUGGCGUACGGACCGCGGCCGCAAGACUCAUGCCGCAAUUGUUCAAUUGUGUCAAGGUUGCAAAUGUUGGCAAUCAGGCUGUUCUUGCAUCUGCUUGGAGGCCUGUGCUGAGCAAACUGCUUGACCUGAUCAAAUCAGAGCCCAGCGUCGACUUGGUGCGCGACUUUUAUCAGGGUCUUUAUGAGACCAUUGAAGUGCUUGGCCCUGGAUCCUUGACCGAGCAAGACAUGUCGGCCUUGAUUACGAGCACCGAAUCACAGCUUGGCGACUACCAACGGCGCAUGGAGACUCGUGCGGCCGAUCACAAGGCCGGAGAUCUUGACCUCGAGCAGGAUGAAGAAGUCUUAUACGAGAUUGAGCUUGAUGAGGAAUUGCUCGGCGAGAUCAGCAAGACUCUUCACGUUAUCUUCAAGCAGUACAAGACCAGCUUUAUCCCUCAGUGGCAGCGGUUAUUACCCUUUGUUACGCGUCAAGCUGCCUCUCCUGACGCUUCCCUGCGGCAAUGGGUCGUCUGUGUAUGGGAUGAUCUGAUUGAGUUCUGUGGACCAGAUUCAUGGGCAUUCAAGGACAUGUUUUUGCAACCUUUGGCCAAUGGCUUGAGCGAUAGUGAAGCUGAAGUGCGUCAAGCUGCUGCAUAUGGUAUCGGAUGUGCUGCGCAGCACGGAGGGGAAGUCUUCUCGGAUCUCGUUGCACAAUCGCUAGGAACCCUCUUUGCUCUGAUUGAGGCACCGGAGGCGCGUUCCGACGACAACAUCUAUGCCACUGAGAAUGCUUGCUGUUCCAUUGCUAAGAUCUUGCGGUUCAACUCAAGUAAGGUCGUACAGCCCGAUCAGAUCAUCGAGCGCUGGCUUUCCACGCUGCCAGUCACGCACGACGAGGAGGAUGCGCCAUAUGCGUAUCGCUUCUUGGCAGAGCUGAUGGACAAGAAACAUCCUGCGAUUGCCGGUUCACUGGUCGCAGUUGUCGACAGUGUUGCGCAAGUGCUUGGGGCAGCCAUCCUCACAGACGCCACGAAGGCUGUCGUCGUCAGAUCUACACGGCAAUUGCUUGCUGCCCUGCCCGAAGGCCAAGCUGAACAACUGCUCGGGCAAUUGGGGGACAGGCGACAAUUACUGAUGCAGGCCCUGCAAUGA